Molecule: messenger RNA, 1944 nt
Organism: Carica papaya (papaya)
Lineage: Eukaryota; Viridiplantae; Streptophyta; Magnoliopsida; Brassicales; Caricaceae
Gene: MFL1
Product: Mitochondrial substrate carrier family protein
Source: RefSeq, a predicted model, not a curated record
CAGCCCUUCUUCCCUUCUAGUUUUAAAACCAGUCAUUGAACUCAGCCGAUGCCAGACGAGCAUGAGCACGGAGCAUCUGCUGUUCGAUUACCUGGCUCUCUUACGGCCACAUCCCAUAAAGUCUACCAGAGAGAGAGGGAGAGAGAAUCGACCGAGGAAACUUCACCAUGGAGGCAAGACUCUCUGCAACUCUUGGCCUCUCAUCUCCGGAUCCUAAUAACCAUCUUCUUCUCGUUAGCUUUCCUUCCCUCGUAACUCAAUUCCGUGCACUGUCAACUCAAAACUCAAACAUUCUUCCCCAGAACAGUUCUCUCGCUUUUGCCUCAAUCUCUGUUUCAACAGAUCCCCAAAUCAAACCCAGAUUCUUAAAUUGGCUCAGACCCACCUUAAAACCCCGCCCUAAAUCCAGAAAAUGCGAAGAACCCACUAAUAGUUGUAACAGAUCUAUCCCUCUUGCGUCUACUGCAGUUUCCACAGAGACUAUAACCACACCCAAAUUCCCGAAAUGGCUAAAACCCACGUCAAGAGACAGGCCCCGAAUCCAAUCCCUCAUGAAAAACCUUUCAGUCUUUGAACGAGCCCUCCUCGGCGCAGGUGCCGGUGGUAUAGCUGGUGCAUUUACUUAUGUGUGCUUGCUCCCGCUUGAUGCCAUCAAAACCAAGAUGCAAACGAAGGGUGCAUCUCAGCUUUAUAGCAGCACAUUUGAUGCCAUCGUAAAAACUUUCCAAACAAAGGGGGUUAUGGGGUUUUAUAGUGGAAUAUCCGCCGUAAUUGUUGGCUCGACUGCUUCUUCUGCUGUGUAUUUCGGGACAUGUGAGUUUGGGAAGUCCAUUUUGUCCAAAUUGGACCAAUUCCCCUCUCUGCUGAUCCCUCCUACUGCUGGUGCUAUGGGCAAUAUCGUUUCCUCUGCGAUCAUGGUGCCUAAAGAGUUGAUCAUACAGCGAAUGCAAGCUGGAGCUAAGGGGAGAUCAUGGCAAGUUCUGAUGAACAUAUUAGAGAAAGAUGGUAUUCUGGGUCUUUAUGCAGGCUACUCUGCUACAUUGUUGAGGAAUUUGCCUGCCGGGGUGUUGAGUUAUUCCUCGUUUGAGUACUUAAAAGCUGCGGUUUUGAGCAGAACUGGGAAGAGUAAUUUAGAGCCAAUACAGAGCGUGUGCUGUGGUGCAUUGGCUGGAGCAAUAUCUGCCUCUCUAACUACGCCCCUUGAUGUGGUGAAGACAAGGUUGAUGACUCAGGCUCAGGGGGAGGCGGUGAAUAAAGUUGCAGCCGUAAUGUACAGUGGCGUAGCAGCCACUGUGAAGCAAAUUUUGAAGGAGGAAGGAUGGAUUGGAUUGACUAGUGGGAUGGGGCCUAGAGUCGUCCAUAGUGCUUGUUUCUCUGCGCUGGGGUAUUUUGCUUUUGAGACAGCUAGGCUUACGAUUUUACAUCAGUAUUUGAAGCAGAAGGAGCUGCGUGCAAUGGAUGUCACUCCUGCAUGAUUUAGUUGCCCUGACUUGGCUCUCCGAUCAAAUGGGCUGUACCGUUGGUGAUAUCUCUAAUCCCCAUAUUAUUAGUCUGCAUAUCUAUUUCCUGUCAAAACAAAUUUUCUGUUGUUGGAUUUCUACUCACAGCAUUUUUGGUGGUACAUGUUUAAUAAUACUUGUUCUUUCUGCCUUUUGGUUUCCUAGUCCAUUGCGCUGAUAGUGUCAGUUGAUAAAUACAUCAAGAUGUGAAGUUAGGAUGAUUGGAAUAAUAUAUGAUUCAUCACUUCUAGGUUUUGUAAUAUGUACAUCACUUGUAGAUUUUGUUUUAAACAACUGAACAAGGAAACCUCAUUUUAUUUUGUAAACAAAUUGAAUCAGCAAUUAGUAUGCAAAUGAAUUGUGAUGUAUGAAACAGGUCAUCAUUGUUUGGAAGCAUUUUAUGGAACUAUAGUUGCCAUUAUAUUGUAAAAUACAGUUAAGAGCA